AUGGCCAUUAAACUCUAUGGAUUCGGCCCCUCACAUUGCACAAGACGUGUCGCUCUCAUCCUGAAAGAAAUGAACGUACCCUACGAGCUGGUCUCAGUCGACAUGCUGAAGAACGAGCACAAAGCCUCAUCUUUUGUCGAGAAACAACCGUUUGGUCAGGUACCAUACAUUGACGACGAUGGAUUCCAGCUCUUCGAAAGCCGCGCGAUCGCUCGUUACAUUGUUACCAAAUACGCCUCGCAGGGCCCGUCUCUCCUGCCCGAUCCCGCUGAUGUGCAAAAGUCUGCGCGGUUCGAGCAGGCAGCCAGCAUCGAGUUGAGCAAUUUUGACCCGUAUAUGAAUGCGCUUGCUUGGGAGGUCAUCUUCAAGAAAUACGCAGGUGGUUCCACAGACGAGGCCGUCGUAGCGAAUCUUGUCCAGACACUGAAUGGCAAGGUAGAUGCAUACGAGCUGUUAUUAUCCAAAUCGCGUUAUCUCGCCGGUGAUGAAGUCACACUUGCCGAUUUAUAUCAUCUUCCCUUCGGCAGCACCCUUGGACUUAUGGGGUACGAUCUGCUCCUCAAUCCAUCGAGGCCUAACGUAGCGCGAUGGUGGAAGGACAUUAGCUCGCUUGACCCAAAGUCAACGCGACUUGGCUCUCGCGGUUCUGGUGUCUCGGAUCAGCUAGCGGGAUUUGCCGAAUCUGACCACUCUCCUCCGUCACCAUCCUCAUACUUGACUGUACUUCGACUUACGUCCAAUGUUACGCUUAUUAACGUUUUCCUUGCCGCUGCCGCAGUGACGGUUCACGAGACGUCCAGGGAGAAGCUACCCAUCUACCCAGCCCCGAAUACUGAUAUUCUUCUUCUUGAUACACCGUCCGAGCUUGAGAAACAAAUUGGGGUUGCACGACGAGCAGUAACAGCGACCUACGACGAUGCGCGUGGUCAGGUUCAAGGCGUCAUCUCAAGGUGGAUCAACGUAGAGCAGGCCGUUGAACAGAGGCUCAAAUCGCUUGUCGCGCCCGAUGAACCGCUGACUCCGGGAUUGCUCUAUGUUGGCGUAGCGACUCUCACAGGCUCUAUAUUCGCACGGAAUCGCAUUCUCGCUGCACGAAUCUUCCUUCCCCCAACACUACUAGUUCUUUCGUUCAACCAUUUCCUCCCCAAGACGGCUACUAAUAUUCAGGGAUACCUCGGUUCGCUGGAAGACACCUACUUCCCGACGCUUGCAGAAAAGCACGAGAUUGCUAACCAGCACAGCGCGAUGACAUGGGAGCGCAUCAAAGAUGCCACGUCGAAUGGUCGGGAGACACUAGCAAGUAGCGUCGAGAGCGCGAUCGUCCGUUUGGAGGAUGUGACAGGGCUGAAGCUGAAGGAAACCCUUGGCUGGGGUCAGGGUGUUGUGAGAGCUGCGGAAUCUCAGACGAAGGGUGCUGUUCAAGUUGUUCAGCAAGAGGCAAAUGCGCUGACGGGUGUUGUUGCUCAUGCGGUCGAAGAGGUCAAGGAGGGGGUUGUGGCGGAGACUUCCCCUAUUGUGGAGACAAAAGUAGACGAGAGUCCCAAACGAUUAGUAUGA
Fibroporia radiculosa is the source of this 1557-nucleotide messenger RNA. RefSeq lists its product as uncharacterized. Bases 1 to 1557 code for a protein of 518 amino acids. Lineage: Eukaryota; Fungi; Basidiomycota; Agaricomycetes; Polyporales; Fibroporiaceae. Gene Ontology annotation, cellular component: cytoplasm; MICOS complex. The record is from RefSeq and is a predicted model, not a curated record. Gene Ontology annotation, biological process: cristae formation. The transcript has 8 exons. Gene Ontology annotation, molecular function: glutathione transferase activity; glutathione binding.